UCUCUAUUGUUCCUCCACUCUCUCUUACUUAUCUUCAACUUUCUAGCCAGAAUGAGCGACGGUUUUGUUCUUAACCGGCUCAUGUUCUGCAUGGAGCACGGCAAUGAGCUAUGUAACAAGUGCUACUGCGACCAUCGCAUGUGCAACAACAUGAUCGCAGAGAGUCGCAUGGAAGGGAUCAGUGGUGCUGCAAAGAGAUUGGUUACGGAUGAAAAUCGAAAACCUAUUAGCGACGUCUUCGCGCUUGGCGCAGUCAAGAGUGGCGAAAAGGAUGCUGACGGUUAUACAUUCUACAAGUGCAAAAUACACGAUACUAUUGACUGUCCAGAUUGCUUCGACUGGAUCAAAAUUAUCGUUGCGCAGUCCAAGAAGAAAGAUAAAGGCAAGGUCGAGGAUCGGAGUCAGAUUUUGGGGCUGUUGAAGUCGAUGGGUAUCGACCUGCCUCCGACUUUGAAAUUACCCGAUGACGCGCUCGAGAAGAAACUCGCCAGUGCCUUGAGUGCUGCCCAGGAGAUAUCAACUCUGGGGAAAUUCCCCAUCAACCCCUCUAAGCUCCCGCGGUGGGAGAAUCAACCCAAAUCAGCAUUUGAUGCUAUGCAACGAACGAGCAUGGCCGAGGCGGUGAAGAACUUCAAUGCAAGGACACGAGGCCUCCCAGACCCCUUCGCCUUGUACAGCUCUGCUUUCCUUGAUGCCAGGCAAACUCUGAGGCAUUUGUGUCGCAAUCUCGAAACAGGCAUGGACAUCAACGUACUGCAAGACAAAGAUCAUAAUGAAGUUAUUUGUAUUCGUGUUUUGGACAUAUACAAGCUCAAUGACACGACGCCACUCAUUUCUUUGAUCUACGAAACAGCUAGCAUCAGUACACCCAUUAACACCACCAUUGAUUUCGUCCAGACUGUCAUCUCAAAAGGACGUAAUGGAGGGCCACCCGGGCUUCCCCAAAUUACUUGCACGCCGGAGGAACAGGCUCUCUUGCGCAAGCUGCUUUUUCAAAAUUCACAACGCUUAGUGUCCGAAUAUAUGCCACACAAAGAGCGCUAUGAGAGAACUUUCAAGACGUCUUUCCUCCUCCCUCUCGGGCCCCUUGAUCAGAUAACUAUCGGGAAAUUAAGCAGCAAUCUUGGCUGUGAGGUCUGUGGCGAGAAGACCACAAGUCGGUGUUCUCAAUGUCAGUCUGUAUCUUACUGCGGUCCAACCUGCCAGAAAGCCCAUUGGAAAGAUCACAAGAACUUCUGUCGGUCCUUGAAAGGAGGAAACUGGAUCCAGUUCCAUUUCGUCACAGCAAUGAAGGACAUUAACGGGAAGAAACUCUACACAUCAUAUGUGAAUAACCAAGGAAGAAUGAACCCCACGACUGUCACCCCAGAUGACGAUGCGCCUCCUUCGAACGUUCACGGAGAUAAACCUUUCUUAAUCAAGAUUCAGAAGCCGUUGACUCGAUUGCCUGGGCUUGCGAUUUCGGAGGAUGCUAUUGUUCCUCCUUCGUUGUUGAUAUAUGACAGGCAGCGCAGUUUUCGAGCCCAUGCGAUCGAAGUCGAUAAUCCACAAGCGUACCCGAUGGCUAUUCGCGAAGUUCUGAUGGGGCAGACCAAGGUUAAGAUCUAUCGGUGGGCGAAGAGAGUCGGGGACUUUGAACUCAGUGUCUGUCUUGACCGUGCACCGGAUCCCGAGCCCACUUGGUAAGUACAGUAGCCUUUCGGUGUUAAUGCUACCAAAUGGAUUUAUCUUCGUCCAACAACACAUGACUGAACCUAAAUCUCUCCAUAAUUGGCAGUGGCAUAUGUCGCUACGCUACAGCUUUGACCUACAUGCAACCUUCAAUCCGAGUUGUCUGACCUUGGUUCCACGCUUGUCCGC
Molecule: messenger RNA, 1860 nt
Organism: Guyanagaster necrorhizus
Lineage: Eukaryota; Fungi; Basidiomycota; Agaricomycetes; Agaricales; Physalacriaceae
Exons: 7
Coding region: 52-1686 (544 amino acids)
Biological process (GO): regulation of transcription by RNA polymerase II
Cellular component (GO): nucleus
Molecular function (GO): DNA-binding transcription factor activity, RNA polymerase II-specific
Source: RefSeq, a predicted model, not a curated record